Heterotrigona itama is the source of this 899-nucleotide messenger RNA. NCBI's taxonomy places the organism in Eukaryota, Metazoa, Arthropoda, Insecta, Hymenoptera, Apidae. The record is from the annotation of a GenBank genome assembly.
AUGCGGACGGUACGUGGAGCGAUUAUAUUUUGUAAAUUUUUUUUGCAAUCAGUCGUACGAAUACGUUUUUAAACUGUCACUCGUACGAAACGUCCUCACUGUGGAAAGAUACCGAAAGUGUCCAAAAGAUGUCAGGCAACAAUUUAAACAAGUGGCACAACAUAAAUACACAGUGGCUCGGGAUACACAUUUAGAGAAUCCGAUGGCCCAGUUAUAUUUAAUCGAAAAACUGAACGCGGUACAACAAAACAUGGAUUUAUUAGGACGCGAUAACCAACAGAAUUACACGAGUGAAAAUAGUACAAUCAUGGUAGAAAAUCGUGGUGGAAACAAUGAGAUUACAGAUGAAAAUUCUGCCACUUGGAACAAGAAAACGAGUGAAAAUGAUACUCCAACCGCAGCACCCGCCACACCUCAAGAACGUACAUAUUGUUCGAAAGAAAACGGUCACAAACACUCCGAGUGUUACUUGAUAAAUAAAAUGUCGGAAGAAGAUAGAUUACACAAAAAGGCGUCGAGAAAAUUUGCAGAAUUAGAACUACAACGUAAACAGUUGGAAAUACAAAGAUCGCAAUGGGAAUUUCAGAGAGAUAAAUAUCAAAGUGAAAUUCGUUGGGCCUACGAUCUUCGUAUACUGCAAUAUCGCGAAGAACAAGUAAAACGUAGUUUGAUCUGUAACAUGUAAUUUCAAAUAAUAAAUUUUAAUACCCAUCGUUCGCGAGUAAUUGGGCGGGCGUUGCACACCAGCGUGAUAUUUAGAUGAUUAGGCGUUGUUAUUAUUACGAGCGAAAUACAACUAGACGAUAAAGAGAGAAGAGAAAGAUACAGCGUUCAUUUCAAAAAAUCAUCCCUCGUAUCUGUAAAAAGAAGCAUUUUGUACAUUUUUUUUUUUUUUUUUU